AUGGAAAAACAAGUGGAAAUCUUCUACAGGGGUCAGAAGGCCUUCCUGAACAUCUUCUCUUUGUGGCCGCAGAAGGAACGCUGGCGGAGAAUCUUUCACCAGCUCAACUACGUACACGUAAUGGGUUUCUGGGUGCUGCUCUUCGACUUAAUCCUAAUCAUACACGUGGUAGGCAACUUAAGCCACAUGUCCGAGGUGGUCAGGGCCAUCUUUGUGCUGGCCACCAGUGCGGGGCACACCACCAAACUGAUCAGCGUUAAGGUCAAGAAUGUGGCUCUGGAGAAACUAUUCAAGCGGUUGGAUGAUGAGGAUUUUCGACCCCAGAGUCUCGAGGAAGAGAAGACCUUCAAGGCUGCCUGUGAAACGAGUCGCAAACAGCGGAAUUACUAUGCAUCCUUGUCCUUUUGCGCCUUGGCCAUGAUCCUUGGGACUCAAUUGUUGUUGGAUUGGUCCCAACUCCCACUGAGCACAUUUAAUCCUUUUAGUGACCAUCCUGGCUCGCCCGGCUAUUGGUGCCUGUACUGCUACCAGAGCCUGGCCUUGUCCAUCUCCUGCGUUACGAACAUUGCCUUUGAUUCCCUCUGCUCCUCCCUGUUCAUCUUUAUCAAGUGCCAGCUGGACAUUUUGGCACUGAGACUGAAUAAGAUGGGAUGUGGUCCGGGUACGGGAAGAGGAGUCGUGGAGAGGCAGCUGAAGGAGUGCAUCCGAUAUCACACAAACAUCGUGGAGUUGACUGAAACCGUUGAGCUUUUGCUCUGCAAACCAAUUUCGGUUCAGAUCUUCUGUUCCGUGUUGGUCCUGACGGCCAACUUUUAUGCCAUUGCCUUGCUCUCCGAAGAUGAGAUCGUUCUGUUUAAAAUGAUAACCUAUCAGGCUUGCAUGCUAGUUCAGAUCUUUAUUUUGUGCUACUUUGCCGGCGAGGUCACCAAUCGCAGCAUGGAGCUGCCCCACGAACUGUACAAGACCAGUUGGAUGGAGUGGGACCGCUCCAACCGCCGUAUUCUGUUGAUGUUCAUGCAACGGUUGCACUCGACUCUGCGUAUAAGGACCUUAAAUCCCAGCCUUGGCUUCGACCUCCAGUUAUUCGGCUCGGUAAGUUGGCCCUUGAUUUCUUUUUGCAGUGUUGUCAAUUUCCAUAAUGAGGCUCAUUAGUUGGCAUUAGCUGGUGGAAAUGUGUGGGAAUUCGUGGGCUAUAUAAGCCGUUCGUCGGGGGGA
Molecule: messenger RNA, 1215 nt
Organism: Drosophila serrata
Lineage: Eukaryota; Metazoa; Arthropoda; Insecta; Diptera; Drosophilidae
Product: odorant receptor 46a-like
Biological process (GO): detection of chemical stimulus involved in sensory perception of smell; sensory perception of smell
Cellular component (GO): plasma membrane
Molecular function (GO): olfactory receptor activity; odorant binding
Source: RefSeq, a predicted model, not a curated record